Penicillium angulare is the source of this 1056-nucleotide messenger RNA. RefSeq lists its product as uncharacterized. The transcript has a single exon. The coding region runs from base 1 to 1056 and encodes 351 amino acids. Lineage: Eukaryota; Fungi; Ascomycota; Eurotiomycetes; Eurotiales; Aspergillaceae. The record is from RefSeq and is a predicted model, not a curated record.
AUGUCUUCACAAAAUGGAUCAGAUGAAUCGAACGAAGAUCACAUUCCCUCACCUCUACCCAUGUUGAAUCGUCCUCUCAGAGAUGAAUUAUUCGACAACGACUCUGACUCAGUCGCCGUGACUUCAGAUGACAUGUCCAUCUCCAACGCGAACCCUAUCACUUCACGAACUCGUCGCCAAAAUGUUCCUAUACCCAUCGCACAAGCCGCAGAGCUGCUCCGUCUCGCACACACAUACGCAGAUGACCUCGAGUCGCAAGCUGUCACCUCAGAUGACAUGUCCAUUACAAAUGAGAGUCCCCUCGCCUCUCGGCCUCGUCGUCAGAACAGACCAAUCCCACUCAAACAGGUAGCAGCCAUGCUACGUCCUUCUCGCGCUGAGGAACUCGAUGAUCCAGCCGCCGUCACAUCAACCUCAGAUGAAGAUAUGUCCAUUUACCAAAACCCAUACCCGCUUCAGGCACGUGAACGUCGCAUAGAUACCUUUCUCCCUCGCGUACCUGCAGCGGGUCUGUUACCAGCAACAGGUUGUCGAACUCCACGCCCACCAAGGCCAGAUACGGUACCCGAAGGCCGUGCUCGAGUGGAAUCAGAUGGAAUGCCUCGACCCCCAUCUGGUUUCUCUGUCGUGGAGUAUGGAUAUGGAUGGGGAUAUGAUGGAUUUGAACGUGGAGCCUUCUUUGUAGCUGAGGAUACCGCUUAUCGUCGUCCUGCCUCCGAUCCCACGGGACAGAGACCGGGACCGCCACUGAGAACCACACCGCGAGUUAUUGUGUCGAAUGCCCAUACUUUGAGCCCGGGGGAGUAUGAUGAGUUUGCGGAGCAGAACGCUGCGUUGCAGAGAUACGAGCAGUCUUUGGACUUGUUUCCUGGUGUGGAGGCUGGUAGCUCUGAUGAUGGAGAGCCAAGUGUUAGUGGGAUGGAGGAUAGCCAGGAACCUGAGAUUCAGGAUGCUCUUCCUGUUGCUCCCGCCACUCCUGUUCGCCGUCGUCGUGGUCGUCCUGCCCGUCAACCUCCUCGUGAUCCACCUCCUCAAUACCAUGGGUAUGUAAAUUGA